Sordaria macrospora k-hell is the source of this 798-nucleotide messenger RNA. Lineage: Eukaryota; Fungi; Ascomycota; Sordariomycetes; Sordariales; Sordariaceae. The record is from RefSeq and is a predicted model, not a curated record.
AUGACGACCGGCCGAGCAGACACCAACCCAGACAACUUCCCCGAGAUCCAGACGGGCGGGAGUCUGAUGAUCGCAUGGCAGAUCAAGGGCAAACGAGUACUGCUGGUGGGCGGUGGUGAGGUCGCCGCCACACGCCUAGUCCACCUCCUCUCAGCCGACGCCCUCAUCACCCUCAUCGCUCCCUCCCCCUUACACCCCGAAGUCUCCCACCGCCUCACCCAGUUUCCCUCCUCAAUAACCUGGAUCCCCCGCACCUUCCAGCCCACCGACCUGACCUCCCCCUCCAACCCCAAUGGCGAGCAAUACUCCCUCGUCCUAACCGCCAUCGACGACCCUGUCGCCUCCUCAUCCAUUUACAAGCUCGCCCACGAGCUCAAAAUCCCCGCAAACAUCGCCGACGUGCCCUCGGAAUGUGACUUCUAUUUCGGCCAAGGCUUACCUAAAAAUGCGGGGAGGGCGAUUGAGAAGAUGGGUGAGCUUAGGAAGGAGUUACGAAAAGUGGCGCCUGACCAAAAGGAGGGGAAGAGGAGGAUGGAGUGGAUUAAGACUGUUAGUGACGCUUAUGGGUGGGAAGAGAUGGGGGAGAUGACGGGGGAGGAUAUGAGGAAUUUGUUGGGGUGGUAUAGGAGGAAUGAGGAAGGGGAGGGGGGGUUGGUGGUUCCGACGUUGGAGGAGUUGAGGGGUAUGCGGAAGGAGAAUCAGCAGAAGGGAGAGGAGCAGGAUAAAAUGGAUGUGGUGGAUGAGCUUGAUGAGGUGCAGAAGAAGGUGGAGGGGUUGAAUGUUGAUGGCAAGGAAUAG